CAUCAUGUCGAAGCGAUCGCUUGUCUUUAAUUUUUGUUGUACUGGGAUUUCAGUGCUACUCUUAGUCUCCAUUUGCUACGCAUUGAAGUGCCGCACCGACGAUGGCCCCUCUGAGGUUGAACUAAAACGAAUUACGCGCAGUUGUAUGCGCAAGAUCGGUGAGAAUGCGCAUUCAAGCAAAGGCGGCUCAAAGAGUUCUUCCAAUAACCGACACUAUGGACCAUUGCACCAAUCGAAUUUCGGCGCGCAGUAUAACAGCAAUUCGAGCUACGAUUAUAAUUAUGAUUAUGAGGAUGAUGAUAACGAUCGCUAUAAUAGCAAUAACAACAAUUAUAACAACAAAUACAACAAUAACAAUUAUAACUACAACAAUGGGAAUUACGAACGCGAUCAAGGCAAUCGGAAUGCGCUGCAGCAACGCAAUCGUGAACGUCAACAAAAUAAUCGCGGAGAUAGCAACAGAUCUGUAUCAUCAGCUUCAUCAGCAGGUGGAAAUAAUAAUGGGGGCCGCCAUGAGAAUGGAAAUGGCAAUGGUGGCAGUGGUGGAGGAAAUGGCAGCGGUAGUGGUAGUGGUAACAGCCAAAGGAGUUAUGGGCAGAGAAAUUCAAACAGUAACAACAAUAACAAAAGUUCCAACAACGACACUGCAGAUGCCGCUUGCGUGGUGCAUUGUUUCUUUGAGGAGAUGAAUAUGCUUAACUCCGACGACUAUCCGGAUCGGUAUAAGGUACAAUAUGGGCUCACGCGCGAUAUGCGUGAUCGUGAGCUACGCAAUUUCUAUACAGACACAAUACAGGAUUGCUUUCAUUAUUUGGAGUCACAGCGUCGACGUGACAAAUGUCACUACUCACGUGAUCUCAUAAAUUGUAUGAGUGAAUAUGCGAAGGUGAAUUGUGACGACUGGCAGGAAUUUAAUAUGGUUUUUAAUUAAAUUAUAUAUGUACACAUAUAUGCAAGUGUGCAUAUGAACUAUAACACAAGGACUUUUUGUGCACCUCAAAGCUAUAAAAAGAAUUU
Messenger RNA from Anastrepha obliqua, 1017 nucleotides. RefSeq names its product odorant-binding protein 59a (gene Obp59a). The transcript has 2 exons. NCBI's taxonomy places the organism in Eukaryota, Metazoa, Arthropoda, Insecta, Diptera, Tephritidae. The coding region runs from base 5 to 931 and encodes 308 amino acids. Gene Ontology annotation, molecular function: odorant binding. The record is from RefSeq and is a predicted model, not a curated record.